Molecule: messenger RNA, 1290 nt
Organism: Saccostrea echinata
Lineage: Eukaryota; Metazoa; Mollusca; Bivalvia; Ostreida; Ostreidae
Product: protein quiver-like
Exons: 3
Coding region: 498-938 (146 amino acids)
Biological process (GO): positive regulation of voltage-gated potassium channel activity; regulation of synaptic transmission, cholinergic; sleep
Source: RefSeq, a predicted model, not a curated record
UUUUGGCGAGCAAGUACAAAAGGUCGACACAAUAAGUUUAUAAACGUGUACUUGGCAAAAUCUCUAGGACAUUGUAACGGCGAUCAAGUGUGAAAAAAAGAUAUUUAAUACACAACAACACCAUGUCCUAGCGGAUAUGGAAUGAAAACAUUGCUGUCGGGCCACGAGAGAGAUUCAUUUAACUGCGUGGGGUUCAUACACCACAGUCGGACCCACUGCUUUAAGGAAAACUAGUCUAAGGGAGUCCUUCCAAUCAAUCGAACGGAUUUUUUUUAUAACACCGGAGAUAUAUUUCAUGCGCUCGUUAUCAGCAACACACGAUCUCGCGUGCGCCGAACGUGCUAUCAAGUUACAGUGCAUCAUCGGCAAGUGUUGCUGAACAGUCGUGCUGUAUGGAAGUGCAGCGAUAAGGAUACGUAUUGUGUUCAGUUUGAGUUUUUAACUAUGGCCAAAACGUAAUGUAACAGGAAGGUGGACAUACUGAUGGGAUUUCUGCUAUGCCGCCAAAUUUCUUUAUUCUUGCCUUAUUAUUGAUUCUCUCAUGUUCCGUGUCUGUGUUUGGACAGGACGAUUUGACAGUUCCAAUACGAUGCUACAUGUGCAUAUCAAGACUAGAUAAAAACGACACGUGCAACGAUCCCAUUGACGGCAAAACUAAGAACAACCUCCCAGACGAGGAAUGUCUAAGCGGGGUCUGUGUCAAAUGGACAAGAUACAUCAACAGUAAAUUAUAUCUGGAAAGAACCUGCUCAGCAAAGAUGGACAUGAACAUUAUGCUGAUAGACGGUGUGUGUCGUACAGAGAGCUUCGGGAACGGAUACCUCUGCAUGUGCGGACGGAACCUCUGUAACUCUGGCAUUUCUCAACUCAAAUUCACUCAGGCGCAUGUGGUUUCUCUUACUCUUUGUCUGCUGUUCACAUUUUUCUGGUUACCAUAGAAACAAUGACGCCACUUGCGUGUUUGUACAAUUGAUUGUUUAUGUGGUGUAUAUUUGGCAUGGAGGUAUGCAAGAAAAUGAAGAGUCCCUUGAUACAAGUUAAGGCCGCUACUAGGGCGACCCUGUCUUGUGUUCCUAUUUUCCGAUUAAUGAUUCAUGUCUGGGAAAUUAAUAUACGCUAUUAUUUUGCUAUGUAUAUGUUCAAUCAACGAAAAAUGCCAAAACAUUUGGAAAUGAAUCAGUAUUUAGUUACUAAGCCUCUUUCCAGUUCAACAUGACAAUCAAAUGAAAUGCUACAGAUUGCACUUCAACAAAGCUCUACAGAAGAGGUCUUCAAAAAAAAAAAACAAAA